UUCCCCUACAGUCGCAAGGACGCCGUUGGAGUGCAUUCAGUGGUCUCAACCUGUUGACCAUCGCAUUUCCAUUUUUUUUAAUCUCUGCUCCAGGGCGCAUCAACUCGUCCGUGAACAGAGCAAUCAAUCGACCGGUAUGGGCGGCGUAUACACUCGUGUGCUGAACGUGGCGUCGCUGCGGCCGGGCGAUCACGUGUGUAUCUGGGACUUCAGUCGCUGGCCCAUUUCAUACCAGCACCACGGCAUCGUAUGGGCUUCAGGUGCUACAGCCGCUGAUAUCCGCGUGUGUCACGUAUGGAGUCCACUCGAGGGUUUCCAGGAAGCACAGGCCGACUCGUGUUUUCGCAUCUCAACACUCGAGGAAUUCCUGGAUAACCGCAAGCAGAAACACCUUCGCCUCGUUGAAUACCACACGUCCGGGUUGCGAGAAGUGCUGUCAAGAUGGGGCGAAGUGCAUCUCAGCAAAGCCGAUUUACCUGAGGUUGUCUUAGCGCGCUGCAAGUUUCUACUAGGCCUGGGACGAGGAGACUUUAAUAUUUUCACACAGAAUUGCGAGCACGCGGCGCAUUGGUGCAUGACUGGCGAGCAGUGGUGUAAACAGACACUUACCAAGGUAAAAGGCCGUGUACCAUUCGAGAAACGACUCGUGAAGGAGGACGUGGACGCGCUCGUAAAGCAAGUGGAGGAGAUCAAGGAGAUCUCACGCUGUGUAGUCAGUAACGUGCUCAAACUCUCAGGCUCCAACGUGUUUCUGAGAGUUAAGGGCAAUCACUACGUGCAGGUACAGGCGGAUGGAACUGUUGGCAUCGUGCCGCAAGGAGACGACCCGACAACGUGCGGACGGACGGCCUUUCGCCUUGAAUGCUACGCCAGAGGAUACAACAGCAUUCGCGUGCGCUUCUUCCAUGAAGACACGGGCUGCUACAUGUUCAGUCGUUCAACGCUAAGCUGCUUCCGUGAUUUACGGAUGAAGGAGCCCCUGGGUGUCCGUGGCAAGUCAGGACUGACGUGGGAAUAUUCCUCGCUGGGAUAUCUUCGCAGUAUGAACCAGCACAGACGGUACGUGGGUGCACGGGACGACGGUUUGCUGCUGGAUGUGAGUAUGCGUGGAGACGCCGUACGCGUCGAGUUUGUGGCCUGUGAAGGUGCUGCUGAGGCCUACACGCCACCGGAUAUUCACCAGGUUACGCGUACGUACAACCACGAAAAGUCCAUCCAGUACACAGAAUCGCAGAGCAUGCGGGACUAUAAGGCGGCCGAGCUCACUAAGUCGUCGCCCACAUCCUCCACUACGACCCCCACGACGGAACGAGCAGCAGCAGUGGCAGCGCUGCCAACUCUCGUCGAGUCUGUAUGAUGGAUUUCAGAAUCAUCAGGACUCGUCCUCCUUCGAACGAGACCGAAGUCGAGCGGGUAUUGUCGCGCUUUGAAACGUGGUCACCUGUGAAAGCGUGGCGUUUUUCCACGGCUACCGAGAGAUACAGUCCCGGCCUAACCUCUUCGUACAGGUUGGUGACCAGGAAUUCUGUUCUACACAGCACGUGCGCUACAACACGGCAGACUUGUAGUUUUAGCAUGUAGCUUUGUACUGAGCGUCUGGCAUGGGCACCAGAUUGUAUUCAACCAGUGGUGGAGAACCAAGCUGCUCUCCUUAAUUUAUCGACAGAGCUUCGAACUCGUCGUCUUGCCGAUCGAUAGCAGAUCGUUGCAUGGAGUAAAAUGAAUGCAAGGUUCAUGAAGUUAUUUAA
Molecule: messenger RNA, 1748 nt
Organism: Phytophthora nicotianae INRA-310
Lineage: Eukaryota; Oomycota; Peronosporomycetes; Peronosporales; Peronosporaceae
Exons: 1
Coding region: 137-1357 (406 amino acids)
Source: RefSeq, a predicted model, not a curated record